ACCAAGCUGAAACUUAAUCAGCACUCGAGCAGUUAGUUAACUCUCACUCCUCUAAUCUGUCGGUUGUUCUAUUGGCCUUAACAUGAUGCUCUUAAAGCACCCGAAAACCAGCCAAUUAAUAGAAAUCAAUGAGUUUUGGCUUCGUGAUCAUUGUCGAUGUGGGGAGUGCCUAAACUUGGUAACAAAGCAAAGGCGAUACGAUGUCUUGGAUCUGCCAGCUAAUGUGAUGCCGCUGAGUGUCAAAUACGAGGGGAUGAAUCUACAAGUGCAUUGGAGUGAUGCCCACCAGUCGAGCUAUGACCUGGAUUUCAUAUUCGACUCACAGCUGGAGAGCUUGAAAGGUCGGCGAUCAAAGUCCAGUAAUCUGACACCCUGGAAUCGCAGCAUUAUCUUGCAAAACGAACGGCACUUACGAUUCCAAUUGCCCCAGCUGGUUUCCAGUGAUAGUGAAGUCAGAUCCCUGGUUGAAUCUCUGGUCCGGUACGGCAUUGUCUUUAUCGAUGAUGUGGCUCCCACUGCAAAUAUGACGGAACUGGCUCUGCGACGAGUCUUUCCCCUUAUGAAAACGUUCUUCGGCGAAAUGUGGACCUUUAGCGAUAACCCCGAUCACGCGGAUACCGCGUACACCAAACUUUAUCUGGGCUCCCACACGGAUAACACUUAUUUCUGCGAUGCAGCCGGAUUACAGGCUCUACAUUGCAUUGAGCACUCGGGAGCAGGUGGCGAAAAUUUCUUCGCGGACGGUCUGCAUGUGGUUCACGAACUUAGACGCCGGUAUCCCGCUGCCUAUGAUGUACUGUGCAGGGUACAAGUUCCUGGAGAGUAUAUCGAAAAAGGAGAGAACCACCGCCACUCUGCCCCCAUUAUACAGGUGGAUCCACUGACUCAGGACUUUGUUCAACUCAGACUGAAUGUAUACGACCGCGCCGUGUUUAAUACCAUUCCUCAAUCGGAGAUGGCCGAGUUCUACGAGAGUCUUCGCCAGCUUUUGCUGAUUGUCAGGGAUAAGGAACAGCAGUGGGCUCUGAAGCUAUGUCCCGGCAGCAUUGUGCUGUUCGAUAACUGGAGAGUGCUCCAUGGUCGAGAGGCUUACACUGGAAGUCGAACCAUGACCGGUUCCUAUGUGCAGCGCACAGAUUUUCUCAGCAAGGCUCGGGUGUUGGGAAUUAUCGAAUGACAGCCGCGAAUGGUAAUCCCUAUUCUUGUCCUAUUUUUGAUGGUUAAUUCCAAAAAAAAUUUUAAACGGGAUAGCAAGCUAGCAAGCAAGCCGAAUCUUAUAUUUCCUUGUACAAUUAAUAGACUUGAAAAAUAACAGAAUUAUAUCCAUUUAUGAUCAGCAAGACGGGAAUCAUGACUUAUUUUCUAUAAUUUCUGAUUAAUGUUCCGAAAUUUCCCUGCCUGAAAACCAAGUUACUAGUUUGUGUAAAAACGGAUGGACGGACAUGGACAUAUUGACUCGACUGUUGAUACUGAUCAAGAACUUCUUCACUAACUUCUUGAAAUCAUUAUACCUUCUGAUAGCUCAAAUAAGAGCAAAGUGCAAAACCGUAACAUUUUCCAGGAAUAUCAUACAUUGUCUAAGAAAAUUGGAGUCCAGCUUUGUGAAAAUAAAAAAAUCUUCCGAA
Messenger RNA from Drosophila erecta, 1625 nucleotides. RefSeq names its product trimethyllysine dioxygenase, mitochondrial (gene Tmlh). Gene Ontology annotation, biological process: carnitine biosynthetic process. Gene Ontology annotation, cellular component: mitochondrion. Bases 83 to 1177 code for a protein of 364 amino acids. The transcript has 2 exons. Gene Ontology annotation, molecular function: iron ion binding; trimethyllysine dioxygenase activity. The record is from RefSeq and is a predicted model, not a curated record. Lineage: Eukaryota; Metazoa; Arthropoda; Insecta; Diptera; Drosophilidae.